AUGGACGUUUCCCUACUUCAAUCCAAUUUCGCCGCAAGCCCAGACUAUCGUUUCUGGAGACCACCUCAACUUGUGUGCUAUCAGGGUAAUGGCCCUCAAGGAACCAAUAUCGUGACUGCUGGUGGACUUAUUCAAAGCGGCAAUCACUUUUACUUGGUUGUCGUGGACGAUCUCUCGCUUCUUGGGUGGUCAUCAUGUGCAACGACGAGCUCAUCUACCAAGCUCAAAGACCAUCGCCGCUGCCUAACCAUGACGAGGCAUAUCAAUUAUCAUAGAAGCUCCCAGGAGAUUGUCGGUAUUAUUGGUCACCUUGUGCAUUUCUCUAUUGACCAAGGAUACGGACUUGUACGCUUAAAAUCAGAAUGGAUACGGAACGAUCUGGAAGCUAUCAAGCAGGACGCUAUUCCAGUUGACAGCUUCCAUACAUAUCUUGACACUCCCAUCGUCAUGGAUUUCGUGGAAUUCGUCACGGCAGGCGGGGAGCAAGUAACCGGUGUCGUCAUUGCCCAGCAAUCUUUUUGUGUCGAGGCUGGAAACUCGAAACGCAAGGUCGAGGCACUCGUUGUGAAUACAUCGAGUUACUCCGUUCGACCCGAAGACUGUGGCACUUGGGUAAGAAGAUCUGUCGCCUCCAACCGCCCAUUCUUGCUAGGUCAUAUCAUUGGCUCUAGUGACGAUGGUGGCAGUACUAUGCUCGUCCUGCCAUUUACGCACUUUCGGGAGGACUUGCGGCAAGUGGUGCGCCGGAGGGCCUUCAAUCUGUCUGCUUGA
Pestalotiopsis fici W106-1 is the source of this 771-nucleotide messenger RNA. RefSeq lists its product as uncharacterized. The transcript has a single exon. The record is from RefSeq and is a predicted model, not a curated record. The coding region runs from base 1 to 771 and encodes 256 amino acids. Lineage: Eukaryota; Fungi; Ascomycota; Sordariomycetes; Amphisphaeriales; Sporocadaceae.